AUGAAAAAGCAUGCCUGAGGAAUGCAUGAGACAGGAUCCAAUUAUUGAAUGAGUCCAUGUAUCGCAGAAUAGUGUACACGCACAGGACAAACGUUUCCGUUUCUGAUCUGAGGACGUGGAUUACAUCUCAUCUAUCUCGAGAUUAGCCUCUGGCUGUUCAGUGUUUUCGGUCUCUACCUCAUCCGAUUCAACCUCGUUUGGCACCGUAAAUAGUAGACAUAUUUUCCACAAAUACAAACCAACGCGUAUAGUUUAUAUACAACUGUUCUUUAAUUCUGGAUCUAUCCAUAAACCAUGCCUUCGAUUGAGCGGACUGAACAGUGGUUUGGCUAUAGCCUACCAUGCCCUAUUAAUUGCGUGCUGAAGUGAUGAUGACGGCCUGUCCCCCGUUUUAUGUUUAUUUUUUCUGCAAGACGAACGAGAACCUCUGCCAUCAGUGGAAAUGGAGAUAUUUUUUUGAAAUUUGUGCCCAUUAAACGGAUCCUUUUAAAAUGGUGUGUGCGAACACUGCUAUCAGCAGAAAAUGGAACUACGAACAUGGGUGUAUUUCAUAUUCGAAACGGACACUUGUGAGAUGAAGGAUUACAAGAAAAGCAAUGUAAAACGGUGACUUCAUUUUUCGAUUGAUAUCAAUUGCUUUUGUUAAUCAGGCUAUGCUUUAAACCCAGGAGAAUAAUUAAUUAUAUUCUGAAUAGGUUAAAACGCAGAUUCUUUUUAACCUGAGGUAUUUUUGACUUAAAUCAAUCAUUGAUACUUCGACGAGAGGAAGCAGGACAACUUGAUGUGCGAAUAUAGAAUCAACGCGGCUUUGACAAUAGCCUGGUUGCAUAGAUGGCAAAUACAAGCGAGUUUGGGGAAAGCAAUCCUUCACUACAGAAUUAUGCUAUCACCGCCUCUGCGGUGAAACUGGCCUCGCUCGGUCUGAUCAUUUGCAUGAGCCUUGUAGGGAAUGUGGCGCUGUCCCUGCUGGUGCUGAAAGACAGCUCCCUUCAAAAGGCUCCGUAUUAUUUUCUACUUGAUCUGUGCUUGGCAGAUAUAAUACGGUCUACCGUGUGUUUCCCGUUUGUGAUGAUAUCAAUCAAUAACGGUUCCACCUGGACAUACAGCAUUAUAAGUUGUAAGAUUAUUGCUUUCAUGUCAGUCCUUUUUUGUUUCCAUGUAGCGUUUCUGCUCUUCUGCGUCAGUGUCACCAGAUACAUGGCGAUAGCACACCACCGGUUUUAUUCCAAACGAAUGACAUUAUGGACAUGUGUGGCAGUGAUUUGCAUGGUCUGGACCCUCUCUGUCGCUAUGGCUUUCCCCCCUGUAUUCGACGUUGGCACCUACAAAUUCAUCCAUGAGGAGGAACAAUGCAUUUUCGAGCACCGAUACGUGAAAGCAAACGAUACCCUGGGCUUCAUGUUGAUGCUGGCUGUCAUCGUGGGAACAACACACGUUGUUUACAUAAAGAUGCUGUGUUUCGUUUAUGACCACCGCAAGAUGAAACCCGCUCAGCUGGUCCCAGCUAUAAGCCAAAACUGGACUUUCCACGGACCAGGUGCAACUGGGCAGGCAGCUGCCAAUUGGAUUGCAGGAUUUGGACGUGGCCCCACCCCACCAACAUUAGUGGGCAUCAGACAAGCCUCGCAUAAUGGAAACAGGCGGCUGCUUGUCUUGGAUGAAUUUAAAAUGGAGAAACGCAUAGGGAAAAUGUAUUACAUGAUAACUCUGGCGUUUCUUCUCUUCUGGGCCCCGUACAUUGUUGCUUGCUACCUUCGAGUUUUUGUCAAGGGAGGCACCAUUCCACAGGUCUACCUGACUGCGGCGGUGUGGAUGACGUUCAUUCAGGCGGGGGCGAAUCCCAUUAUUUGUUUCAUAUUCAACAAGGAGCUGAGGAUCCGUCUCAGAGCUUGUUUCCCGUGUUGUCUCAGCACACAGACGCCUAUGUCUAUGGAGCCUUACUGUGUCAUCUGAUAGGUUCAACUGUUAUUUUAGACAAGGGAAAACGAACAGAACUGUCAUGUUGGUAUUAAAGCCUAUAGGUGAUAUUUCUCA
Oncorhynchus tshawytscha (Chinook salmon) is the source of this 2034-nucleotide messenger RNA. It is a transcript of the gene gpr27, whose product is annotated as G protein-coupled receptor 27. The transcript has a single exon. Bases 832 to 1953 code for a protein of 373 amino acids. NCBI's taxonomy places the organism in Eukaryota, Metazoa, Chordata, Actinopteri, Salmoniformes, Salmonidae. Gene Ontology annotation, cellular component: plasma membrane. Gene Ontology annotation, molecular function: G protein-coupled receptor activity. Gene Ontology annotation, biological process: G protein-coupled receptor signaling pathway. The record is from RefSeq and is a predicted model, not a curated record.